This is a messenger RNA of Enterobius vermicularis (human pinworm), 269 nucleotides long. Lineage: Eukaryota; Metazoa; Nematoda; Chromadorea; Rhabditida; Oxyuridae. The record is from the annotation of a GenBank genome assembly.
AUGGGCUUUGUGACACAUCUCUGCACUGAUCACUCUGGGGAGGGUACUCUUGUCUAUGCUCUGCCUACAGGAUUCUUUAUGAUUUAUAGUGGCACUGAUAACCUAGGUUAUGUAACACUUGUCGAGGCUCUGCCUACACGGGAAUUCUCACAUAUCUCUGCACUGAUCACCCAGGCUUUGCCUUCUGUGAGAUUUAUGACAUAUCUCUGCACUUAUCUCGCAGGUGAUGUAACUCUUGUCUUGGCUCUGCUUACAGGGUUAUUGUGAGA